Messenger RNA from Echinococcus granulosus, 504 nucleotides. RefSeq lists its product as hypothetical. The coding region runs from base 1 to 504 and encodes 167 amino acids. The transcript has a single exon. NCBI's taxonomy places the organism in Eukaryota, Metazoa, Platyhelminthes, Cestoda, Cyclophyllidea, Taeniidae. The record is from RefSeq and is a predicted model, not a curated record.
AUGGGACGCAAAUACCUUUUGCCAAUCGACACCAGCGAGAACUGCAAACGAGCCGCGAAGUUUUACUCCGAAAACCUUCAUCGAGGUGAUGAUACAAUAAUUUUCCUCCAUGUGAUUGAACCGAACUUGAAGGCCAAUUCGAAGAACAUAGCGAGGAAGGAGGACUCCGAAAUCCACGAAACGACCUCUCAAUUGCAGAAGACAGUAGACAUGGGGAAGGCGUUGGGCCACAAGUACCUCGCAUGGGGUAGAGAGGCGGGAUUCGAUGCGAAGGCUUUUGUACGUUCGGACUCGAAGCCUGGGGUGGCCAUCAUAAAGGCGGCAAAGGAGCUCGAAGUGGACCAUAUCAUCGUUGGCAGCCGCGGACUCAACGCCCUUGGCCGGACACUGCUGGGCAGCGUGAGCAGCUAUGUGAUUCACCAUUCUCAAGUUCCUGUCACUGUCGUGCCCUGCCCCGAUGAAGAAAAACCCACUGGUAGCAUGCGACGGCUGUCGCUCUACUAA